CGUGCCUCAUAGACUCCGACCUCUUGGUGGACCCGUGAAUUUGGAUUCAGCUUUUUCUGUUCCUUCUUUGGCUUUACGUCCUUUGUACCCACAUAAUCAUCACCAUGGUAGAGACAGGUCUUCCAGCCGGAUGGGAGGUCCGCCACUCCAACUCCAAGAACCUCCCUUACUACUUCAACCCUUCGAUUAAGGAGUCCCGCUGGGAACCGCCAGCUGGCACGGACACCGAAACCCUCAAGGUCUACAUGGCCAACUACCACAGCGGACCGGCAGAUCGGCCUAACGGUGUAAGCCAGGGUGAAGGAAAGAUUCGCUGCAGCCAUCUCCUCGUGAAGCACAGAGACAGCCGGCGCCCUAGCAGCUGGCGGGAGGCGGAGAUCACCCGGUCCAAGGAGGAGGCCAUCGAGAUCCUCCGCGGCCAUGAGGAGCGCAUCCAGUCGGGUGAAACCACCCUCGGAGAUAUUGCGAUGUCGGAAUCGGAUUGCAGCAGUGCUCGGAAGAGAGGUGAUCUGGGCUUUUUUGGACGCGGCGAAAUGCAGAAGGAAUUCGAAGACGCGGCUUUCGCGUUACAACCGGGCCAGGUCAGCGGUGUCGUGGAGACGGCUUCUGGCGCGCAUCUUAUUGAACGCGUCCAGUAAAUUUACCGGAUAUUAUACAUAUUAAACAUGAGUUAGAAACUUGGAGGAACCUUUGUCGUUACUCUGUCUGGUUAUUAUUUUGCUAGAAGCAGUCGAUGAUAUCUAAAGGGGUGCCCAGCUCCAACCAUUAUUACACAUCUUCCUCUUACAAGUCACCUAGC
Molecule: messenger RNA, 799 nt
Organism: Aspergillus steynii IBT 23096
Lineage: Eukaryota; Fungi; Ascomycota; Eurotiomycetes; Eurotiales; Aspergillaceae
Gene: pin1
Product: peptidylprolyl isomerase ESS1
Exons: 4
Coding region: 105-638 (177 amino acids)
Cellular component (GO): nucleus; cytosol
Molecular function (GO): peptidyl-prolyl cis-trans isomerase activity; protein binding
Source: RefSeq, a predicted model, not a curated record